Molecule: messenger RNA, 8424 nt
Organism: Corythoichthys intestinalis (scribbled pipefish)
Lineage: Eukaryota; Metazoa; Chordata; Actinopteri; Syngnathiformes; Syngnathidae
Product: tetratricopeptide repeat protein 9A
Exons: 3
Coding region: 172-933 (253 amino acids)
Molecular function (GO): protein binding
Source: RefSeq, a predicted model, not a curated record
CUAGCACGCUCGUCGAGUACGCGCACACAUAGUGCGCAUCAUCUCGCAUUUUGAGCCAAAAGAGGACGCGCCAUUUGCGACACUCACUCGUGGGGGGGGAGGACGGAGGAAGGCUCAAGAUGCAGUGAAACAUCGAGGAGGGAGGAGGUUUUUGGCUGAUUCGUGUCGAAAAUGAGCUUGAUCCAAGGCGGGCACGACGUCGUCGUCUGCGGCCCCAGAGUGGAAGCGGUUAGAGGCGGCCUCACUGCAGACAACGGCGGCGGGGGGCCGAGGCUCCAGCCGAGCGCGCAGCCUCCUCCGGGUGGCGGCGGUCGGAGCAAAGAUGCCCGCUCCCACCACCGCCACUACCAUCACCACCACAGCAGCGGCUGCGGCACCUCCAUGCUCAAGCAGCCGUCGCACAACGAGCCCGCCGACGUCGUGAGGCGGGCGUUAGACUUCAAGUGCCAGGGCACGCAGUGCUACAAGGACAAGAAGUACCGCGAGGCUAUCGGCAAGUACCACCGAGCGCUGCUGGAGAUGAAGGGGCUUUGCCGGGUGCUCGGCGACCCGGACGGAGGUGGGUCCAAGUCGUUGCUGGCCGCCAUCGGCAAAUCCAGCCCGCUGACAGAUGAGCAGAAGGGAGCCAUGGAGAACGCAGAGCUUGAGUGCUACAACAGUCUGGCCGCCUGCCUUCUCCAGAUGGAGCUAGUCAACUAUGAGCGCGUGAAGGAGUACUGUCUGAAGGUGCUACACAAGGAGGGCAAAAACUUUAAGGCCCUGUACCGCUCGGGUGUGGCCUACUACCACCUAGGGGACUUCCAGAAGGCCCUCUACUACCUGAAGGAGUCGCACAAGCAGGAGCCCUCAGAUACAAACGUCAUUCGCUACAUUCAGCUGACGGAGAUGAAGAUCCGCCGCAGCACUCAGAGGGAAAAGAAAGACGCCGCAUAACAACAAAACAAAAACAACACUCCACCACGAACGACUUUUCCCAACUCAUCCCCACUUCCCGUCCCGCCUCCUUGCUGUGUGCUGCCCGAACUUGUCAUUGUAUAGCAGUAAGGAAUGUUCCAACGCGACUUGAAACACAGUCUGUGCACUUAGCAACGGUUAAAGGGUAUAAAUGAUCUCUUUUCCCUCACUGCGUCAAAAUUCCAAUCACUGCCAGUCCUAAUGUACUCUGAGGAGGAAGCACAGCAUCAAGCACACCAUCGCCACUAUGAAUUAUAGAGAUACAUAUCACAGACCUGUACAUAGAAAUGGAAAAAGAAUAAUUUCUUGGUGAUGAAUACCAAAAACAAAGCACUUGGAUCACCAUAUUGAAUAUGACUAAACACUGUAUGUAUUGGAUGUACAGUAUGUUGUCGUUGUUUGUAUUGAUGGUUGUUGUGAUGAUUGUUUUGUAAUUAUUAUUUAUACAUAGAAAUCCUGAGAAGAAAUGUACAAUAAUAAAAAAAAAGAAAAAAAAAAAAGCUAUUUUUGUGAUUAUUAAUAGAAGUUACCCAUACAUCGGGUACUAACGCACUUGUAUAACUUUCAUGAACCCCAAUCAGAGGCAAAUUUAUAUAAAAAUAAUGUAAAUAAUGUCUGGAAAAAGUAUUUUGUGCUACUAUCAUUUUUAAGAUAUUUACAAUUCUUUCAUAGGUCAACCAGCCCCCCCAUUUGAUUAAAAAAAUGGCUAAAAAUGGCGUCAAUCGUUUAAGCUGUAAAAAUGUUAGCGCUUCUAUAGUUUUUGAGAUACAGUGAUCAGUUUUUCACGGUUAAUGGGGACCAGAACCCGCCGCCAUAAUUGGAAAAACCGCAAAGUAGCCCCCCACCCCAAAAAGAAAAGAACAAAAAAAAUUUUUUUUUGUGUGUUCAAUGUAUUUAUUUAGAUUUAGCAUUGAAAACAGAUAUAAUACAUAUAAUGUAAUGUUUCACUCCCCCCCAAAGUAUGAUUAAAACAAAAACGUGUGUGUAUGUAUAUUAUAUAUAUUAGGGCUGUCAAAGUUAUCGCGUUAACGGGCGUUAAUUAAUUUUUUAAAUUAAUCACGUUAAAAUAUUUGACGCAAUUAACGCAGCUGCCCCUCUCAGAGAGAUUUAAAUGACAGUACACAGUGAAAAGCUCACUUGUUGUGUUUUAUGGAGUUUUGCCGCCCUCUGCUGGCGCUUGGGUGCGACUGAUUUUAUAGGCUUCAGCAUCCAUGAGCAUUGUGUAAGUAAUUAUUGACAACAAUGGCGGGCUACUAGUUUAUUUUUUGAUUGAAAAUUUUAUUAAAACAAAAACAUUAAGAGGGGUUUUAAUAUAAAAUUUCGCUAACUUGUACUAACAUUUUUCUUUUAAGAACUACAAGUCUUUCUAUCCAUGGAUCGCUUUAAAAGAAUGUUAAUAAUGUUAAUGCCAUCUUGUUGAUUUAUUGUUAUAAUAAACAAAUAGUCCUUAUGUACCGUAUGUUGAAUGUAUAUAUCCAUCUUGUCCAUCCAUCCAUCCAUCUUUCCAUUCCAACAAUAAUUUACAGAAAAAUAUGGCAUAUUUUAUAGAUGGUUGGAAUUGUGAUUAAUUAUGAUUAAUUAAUUUUUAAGCUGUAAUUAACUCCAUAAAAAUUUUAAUCGUUUGACAGCCCUAAUAUAUAUAUAUAUAUAUGAAUAAAUAAAUAAAUGUUUUAAACAUGUUACUUUCCCACCAAAUAUUUUUAAAACGUAGAAAAAUGCUUGUCUUUAUUAAAUAAUUCAUUGAGUGAGUCCACUCAAAUCUGUUCACUUACACACAAUGAGUUGCCAAAGCAACUGUUUAAGAAGUUACACGAUGAUUGACGCAUGCGGCGCUUUACAGUUUUGGCUUCCAAGCGUCUCUACCAAGAUCAAACCUUAACGUCCGUCAAUCAUUGUUAAUUUUAAUAAGCAACUCUAGUGCACUGCCUGACCAAGAAAAGUGGCAGGAGCGAAAGAGACUAUGUGAUCAGAUCAGGGCAGCUGUAUAAAACACUGCAUUUAUUUACUCUUUUUUUUUUUUUUUUUUUUUUUAAAACGAAAAAAAAAAUCCGCGAAGGACUGAGGGAACGAAGUAGCGAAGGAUCAUUAUAUUAAUUUCGAGUGAUGACGUCAUGCAAACCCUUAUCUAUUGCAAAAUGGACCUGAAAUGGUGCCAUUCAAUUGAGCUUGUCUGUGCUGUAAAAUUUUUUGUUUGUGCUGCUAGUUUUUUAGAUAUUGAGAUAUUUUAUCUAGAUGCUGAAUACCUCUCUGUUAUUAAGUGAGUUGGUAUAAUCCGUCAGCCACGAUUGACGUCAUCAAUCGAAAUGAAUAUCUCAAUAUCUAUAAAACGAUAGGAGCACAAACAACGCAUAAACCCCAGAUAUGAGGCAAUACACACCCCUAGUAAAUCUCAUGUUAAAAUGUAGUAAAUUUCAUCUUUCCAUUUUUUCUUCUUCAUAUUUUAACCCCUUCAGAACGAAGCAUGCUGCUGAAGGACAUGACGUGUUCGCGUCUAAACCAGUAAAUACACUGAAUUUAGUUGCUAUUGCCACUUCUGGGAGAUGAUUGGAUGAAACUACCCAUCGAAAACAAAUUAUGAGGUUUGGCACACCUUCUUUGCUUUCUUUGGCUCUUUGAAAAUAGCUGACUAAACACAAUUUCAAAAAGGAGAACGUAAAGAGCUCAUUUCUCAUUAAAAACACAUGAACAUUAAAAAUAAGCAAUAAAAGCAUGAAAUAUCGCCGACCAAAACAUUUUCACUUUGUUCUGGUGUUUUGAGUGAAAAUGAGCGAUUUUUUUUUUGCCCAGCAGAAAAAAAUUGGGUCUGAAGGAGUUACAUUUUAACGUGAUAAAUGUCAUGUUUAACACAUACUAGCAGUAUAGUCCGGCAUUGCCGGGCAUACUACUUAUGCUCGGUUGUUGGGGCCAAGGUUUGUUUAAUCGAUACAUAAGAAACCUCAAAAUCAGGGCUUCCACAUGAUUUCUUUUUUUUUUUUAAAUGUAUGCUGAAUGGAUUUAUCGAGCAGUAUGGCCUGGCAUUGCUCGGGUCAAAAUUGGCAUUUUCUAUGCUAGUUUUUAGAGUUUCAAAUUAAUUUUCGGCACUAAAUGGAGGCCUACAGAGAUCAAACCCAACUAAGAUCUCUCCCAGACACAAAGUACAGCUGUGUAAAAUAUCGUUAAAAUCUGCGCAGCUGAUUCGGAGUCCAUAGGGAAAGAACACAUACAAGUUUCAUCUAUACACACACACACACACACACACACACACACACACACACACACGCGCACACACACACACACACACGCACACACGCACACACGCACACACACACACACACACACACACACACACAGUGCCCUCCAUAAUUAUUGGCACCCCUGAAAAAGAUGUGUUUUUUAGAUUCUAAAUUUUUUUUUUUUAAUUAUUCAAAUAAUAUGGGGCCUUAAUGGAGAAAAAAAGAGAAAAUCCAACCUUCAAUACCCGAAAAAAUCCCACAUAAAGAAAAAAUUAUUUGACAUCAAAUAAUGUGUAUCACAAUUAUUAGCACCCCUGGUGUUAAUACUUUGUUCAACCCCCUUUUUGCAAAGAAAACAAGGUCUGGGGACUGAGAUGGCCAUGGGAAGAGCUUGAUUUUGUGUCUGGUGAACCAUUUCUGUGUAGAUUUGGCCAUAUGUUUAGGGUCAUUGUCUUGCUGAAAGACCCAGUGACGACCCAUCUUCAGCUUUCGAGCAAAGGGCAACAGAUUUUGAUUUAAAAUGUCCUGGUAUUUCAAAGGAUUCAUGAUGCCAUGCACCCUAACAAGGUUCCCAGGGCCUUUGGAAGCGAAACAGCCCCACAGCAUCACUGACCCACGCCCAUACUUCACAGUGGGUAUGAGGUGCUUUUCAGCAUGCGCAUCUUUCGUGGCACACCAGACCCACUUAGAGUGUUUGUUGCCAAAAAGCUCAAUCUUGGUCUCACACAAAAAUACACACGGUCCCAGGCUUCAACUGGGACCAUGUGCUUUGGUCAGAUGAUUUUCACAUUUCAAGGUGGUAAACUUCAUAUAGUAAAGCGGAAAAUUUUUCAAAUAUCAGCAUGAAAAAAAAAACGUGUUACGCUUCACCUUUUAACACGUCACAAUAUUGCGCAAAAAAUUUCACACAGUGCAAUGUUUUCCACGUUUUCACUUGAUAAAUUUAUUGGUAAAAUGUGAUAUCGCAUCAAAACUUGAAAUUAAUCUCAUUAAGACAUGUAAUCUAUUGUGUUGAAACGUGAAAUGUUUAUCAUGAGGAAAAACUCAAUUUUUUUCCUGGUGUACGCUUCUGUGCAGAAAGGAGACAACAGUGAAAUAACUUAAAUUGUGUUUUAAUUGUGCAACUCUCCACUUCACUCGUUUUGUCCAGUACAGGGGAGGGAACAUUCAUGCACAUCAGCUAGAUUAACAUUUCUCACACACGUUGUGAGUCACAGCAGCAAAUGGAUCUUAUGUUGUCCUUGUGUUAUGCGCUGGAGCAAACUUUAUACAUACUGUAGCAUUCAAGUAAACGUGAAUGGGGUGAGAUGAAGAUGACAAAAACAGAAAAAUUAUGCUUAAUUGCAUCAAAAUUGAUUUUGAAAUGGAAAAUGAAAACUAAAGUAUACUUAUUUCAGUACAUUUUUAAAAUUCGCAAUAGUUUGUCAUUUAUUUCAAUUGGAGCUCUGUGAUGCCAUUUUUUCCCGUGCUGAAAAGUCUGAAGGUCCUUGAUCCUUUUUUAAAUUGGUACUUGAAUAACAUUUUAAUGAAUCUCAAUUUUCAUUUGUAUUCUUUUUGAUUUGUAGAUUUUCCUUUUCAAUUCGGGAGCCUCAAGUUAUAUAAAAUCUGCUACAUAUUUGCGCAACAUGUAAAUCAGGGGUCCCCAAACUACGGCCCGCCUCCACAUUUGGUCCUGCCCCCUGAACAAUUCCCCCCCCAAAUAGUGUUAUUUAUUUCCUGGCUUUUUUUCUGUGAAGAACCCAGAGAGGGUUAUUUGGUUAUUAUUAUCUAUUUCAUGAAUGGUAUUAUUAUUAUUUAUUAUUAUAUUAUAUUUAGGGCUGUCAGACGAUUAAAAUUUUUCAUUGCGUUAAUCGCAGCUUAAAACUUAAUCGUAAUUAUUCGCAAUUAAAAACCAUCUAUAAAAUAUGCCAUAUUUUUCUGUAGAUUAUUGUUGGAAUGGAAAGACAAGACGUAUAGAUUCAACAUACUUUACAUAAGUACUGUAUUUAUUAUAACAAUAAAUCAACAAGAUGGCAUUAACAUUAUGAACAUUCUGUUAAAGCGAUCCAUGGAUAGAAAGACUUGUAGUUCUUAAAAGAUAAAUGUUAGUACAAGUUAUAGAAAUUUUAUAUUAAAACCCCUCUUAAUGUUUUCGUUUUGAUAAAAUUCGUAAAAAUUUCAAACAAAAAUUUAAACUAGUAGCUCGCCAUUGUUGAUGUCAAUAAUUACUCAAUGCUCAUGGUGCUGAAACCCAUCAAAUCAGUCUCACCCAAGCACCAGCAGAGGGCGCCAAAACACCAUUAAAAAACAAGUAACAAAUGGACAUGACACUGUGCUGUCAUUUUAAUCUGUUUGAGCGGUCAUGUGCGUUAAAUGCGUCAAAUAUAUUAAUGUGAUUAAUAAAAAAAAUUAAUUACCGCCCGUUAACUCGAUAAUUUUGACAGCCCUGAUUAUUAUUAUUUUUUUAAUUUUAUUUACUUUUGUUCCGUGAAGAAUCCAGAAAGGGUUAUUUGAUUGUGGCUUUCUGAAAAAUAAUACAUUUUUAUAUUUAGGCACUCCUGCACACUUUUUCUGUUACAAACUGACCCGGCCCCUCAUCAGAGAAGGGAAAAGUUAUGUGGCCCUCACAGGAAAAAGUUUGGGGACCCCUGAUGUAAAUAGUAACCUAAAUCUAAAUAGAUAAAUAAACAAUUAAGUAAAUGCUGAUUUCAGUACAUUCUUUUAAAGUCAAAUUUUCGUUUUUUGUUGUUGUUGUCGAAUGGAGGACUCAUUUUAUGACAAUUUUGUGAGCUACUUCAACAUUUGAGAGUAAAGUGUUUUCAUAAUCUUGUGGUAAACAGCAUCAUUUCCCAUUGAUGAAUUGUGAUCAUCAUAAAAGAAAAAUACAUUUGGAAACAAUGAAUUUAAAGUGAGAUAAUGAAUAAAAAGAUUCAAAAACAUGCUUGUGUUUGACCACUCCUCACCCAACACUGGGUAUAUAUGAAGGUAAUAAUGGUUGUUACCUAAAAGUUGGAUGCAAACAAGCUGCUAUGUUGCUGCUUUAGUACUAAUUUGUGCAUUCGUCAAGUGUCGAUUACUAAAACGUGAAAGCCAACAAACAGUCAAUCGGAUGCAUGUACAUUCAAUUUUUAGGGGUCUUGGUGCUCAUCGUGGAUUCAGGAGUGAGGAUUCAUUUAGGGGAGACCAGGAUUGGUUGUCACAGUGUUGCACAAUAUUAGUAAUGAAAUUAUAUUAUCGUGAGCGACAAAAAAAUAAAAAAAAUCUACAUUGUAUUCAGUGUACAGUGUCGUCACUUUAUGUUUGAUUUCCAAAUUUGGAAGUCUUCACUAUUUUUUAAAGGACUUUUACACAAUAGAUUUCUAGUUAUGAAAGUUACUAUUAAAAAGUAUGAAUACAAAGCUAUAGUUUUGAUUCAUAUUCUACAGCUAGUCAGUUGCUUGCAAGCCGUUAGUUGAGCUUUUAGCAAAAAUCCCAAAUUGGGGUUGGUUGUCACAAUUUGGAUGGGGACUGUUGUCACACUAUCAGAAGUUCAAAGAAUUUAAAUGUUUUUUAUUGUCACUGCGACAAAUUUUCCAUCAGCUCUCAGUGAUGUACAACGUAAUAAUGGAAUGAGAGAAAAAAACUAGAAAAUAAUAGUAAUUUAAGGCAGUAAAAAAUGUAGUGUAGUGUAUGUUGACGUUCCGUUCUGGCCUAAUUUAAUUUUGUGUUUGUGUCGGAUACCUUUAAAAGAGUGCGAUAAACUCUUAUUAUUACACAAUAACCUGAAAAAUGGAUCUGAUGAUCUAUCCGUUAAAGCAACUUGAUAUAUACCUGUUCUAAUUCAUUUGAAAUAUUACAACACUUAAAUUUUAUUCGGAAGAUUCUUUAUAUUUUAAAGAAAAUCCAUUUAAUUAAAUCGGUCACAAUGAGAAUGGUUGUAACAAAGUGUAAGGCUGUCUUUAAAUGAUAAUAAAUUACUUUUACCGAAUUAAAAAAAUGAAAAGGAUGUUAAAUCCAACCCAAGAUGAGGAGCUUCCUUGUCAUUAAUGAAUGACUAUGCCAAGAAGAAGAAAAAGAUAUUCAUGAAUGAGUAAAAAUUGUGACAUCCAAUCGCGUUCUCCCCUACUCAUUCCAUACUCCUGAAUUUUUUUAUGGACUAUCUAAAAAUCUCUACGGUGAUUAAGGAAUAAAAAGUUAAUGAGCCUAAGUGUUUAAAAGUCAGCAUCUCACCUAUGUUCACUGCGCAGCGGCAUAGUACUGUCAUGGCACUGCCACUCAUCCCUCGUGUCCAGCAGGUUGC